Messenger RNA from Oryzias latipes (Japanese medaka), 2508 nucleotides. Its product is annotated as urea transporter 2. Gene Ontology annotation, molecular function: urea transmembrane transporter activity. The record is from RefSeq and is a predicted model, not a curated record. Gene Ontology annotation, biological process: urea transmembrane transport. NCBI's taxonomy places the organism in Eukaryota, Metazoa, Chordata, Actinopteri, Beloniformes, Adrianichthyidae. Gene Ontology annotation, cellular component: membrane.
AAAAAUAGAUCCAAAAACGAAUGGAGUGGGACUUUAAGGUGAAUCUGAAGGGCGCAAUAAAAAGCAAGCAGGCAACCUAAAUGGGACAAGAGCGGGGAGGAAAUGAAGUGACGGGAAGUGGGAGCCCAAUCGCCCCGUCCUUGACAACAGCUCACGGUGCUGAACUUUGUUCUCCAGCAAAGGAGGCAGCGAGUGAAUACAUCACCCAGCAGUUUAUAAGUCACCCCAUCGAACCUCAGAGGGAAGAGGAGGAGAACGGAUGAGAAAAGACUGAGCUGAAGAGCAAAGCCAACAACAGAGUCAAGCACUUGAAGAUUUCCCGGAUAAACAGCUGUUUUUUGAUAACUUGUCGUUGUGUUUGGAGUACGGAGGCCCUGCAGCUGCCGGCAUGUGGAUGGACUCUAAAGCAGAGAUGGAGUGGGCCAGCAGGACUCGUGCCAGCUUCAGCCGGCGGGUGUCAAAUGCUCUGCUGUUGUGCACUGGAGAUAUGGAGUAUUUGGAUAAGUUCAUGCAGGAUAAGUGGUUUGUGCUGCAGCUGGCUGUGUGGGGGCUGCGGGGGGUGAGCCGGGUGAUUCUAGCCAACAACCCACUGAGUGGGGCCCUCAUUCUGGCUGCCUUGUACUGGGACUCCCCCUGGCAGGGCCUGCUGGGAACUGUGGGGGUACUGGCCUCUACGCUCACAGCUGUCAUCACAGGACAGGACAGUGGUGAAGUAGCUGGAGGUCUGCAUGGCUUCAACGGCAUGUUGGUGUCCCUGCUGAUGGGAGUGUUUAGCUCGGCUGGAGAUUGGUACUGGUCGCUGCUGCUCCCCGCCUGCCUUGGAUCAGCCACGUGCAUCUUUUUAUACAGCGGACUCGCCACAUUUUUGCAACACUGGGACUUGCCUGCCGCUGUGUUUCCCUUCAACACAGUCAUUGUACUUUAUCUGCUUUGUACGGGCCCAAACAAUCCUUAUUUUCCUCAUUAUCCCACCAUACCCCCUGGAGAACGGGAGCACAACGGCACAGAGCUUGCAGCACUAACGGUUCUUGGCGGAAUCCCUCUUGGCGUGGGUCAGAUUUUUGCCUGUGGGGCCCUUAAGCCUUCAUUUCUCAUCCUUGGCGCUGUAGUGCUUUAUUCUCCUCUACUGGCGGUCCAUGCUCUACUCGGAUCAGCUGUUGGAAUCCUGGCUGGUUUAUCGGUGUCGGUGCGUCACCAGUCCCUGUACUCGGGUUUGUCUGGGUUCAAUGGCGCUCUGGGCUGCAUGGCUGUUGGCGGGCUCUUCUUCACCUUCAACUGGAGGACUCACCUCUUUGCCAUCACUAGCGCCUUCCUGUCUGCAUAUGCUGAUAUUGCUCUGAGCAACAUGUUGGGAGCGUUGGGUCUUCCAGCAUGCAGUUGGGCAGCAACUCUAACAGCCACACUCAUGCUGCUGCUGUCUGGAAACUUAGCAACAUACCGCAUCCCCAUUGGUCAAGUGAAAGCCCCUGAACACAACCUGCGCUCCCGCAGCCAAUGGGAAGCCGGCAACACAGUGGAUGGAGAGAGCACAGAUGUGUAAUAGUCAGUCAUCCAUCAGGUUAGAGACUGGAAGCACUUCUUCAGCAAUGUGUCGUAAACAUAUGAGAACUGGACUAAAUGACCCUUAGGAAGUACCUGCUGGCUCCAAGACACCAAAAUAUUGUCAGAAUAACAAUUUUUUUCUCUGCUCCCUUUGUUCAGCACGUUCUUGUUAUUCUCUUUAUUAUUAGGUUCUAUAAAUCUACCAAUCAGAUGCCUCAAUUAAAGUAGGGUCUCACGUCGAACAAUCAAAACAUUCGAUUGACAGGUUGUCCCGAGCACGCUUUCAGGGGCGUGGACUUCCAUCAAGCUCACUCCUGAAUGGUGAGAGUGGUUGUCAUGGAAACAAUGACUCAGACCAUCGCUGCUUACUGACGUCACCUGGCUCCAAAAUGACAGUGUCUAUUGCAAAACAAAUGGCGACUGAAUUGACUUAAUUUUGUUGGAGCCAGAAAAGUCAUUUUCUAUGGGUGACAUCAUACUCACUCAGUCCAGUUCUCAUAUACAGUCAAUGGUUGUAAAUGUUUGUGUAAAAAAAGAAAACAAAGUUAACUCAUAUUUUUAUUAUUAAACAUCAACAUUUUUGUUUCAACAAAAUGCCACUUUAAUUAUCUGCCAUCGCUCAUCAUGAAACAAAAUGCAUUAAAAAAAAAGCAUUUUUAAUCAAAAAAAUGUUUUGACAAAAGCAAAGUUGAUACAAUGUCAAAUAAAAUAUUUUAAAAUUACAGUUUUAUCAUAUAAAACAAUUGUGGCUUUUAUCAUUAAUUUGAACUGAAGCCAUAGUGCAGAGCUUAGGCUGUACUUUCCUCAAUGUAAACAGAAGUGACAGUUUUUUAUAUAAAUGUACAGGGAUCGGAUGCAUUAAAACAGUAUGGUGGGCUUUGAAACACUAUUGCUAAGUUGGGUGAUAGAGAUGUUAAUGCUUUUUAUUGUGUAUAAAACAAUAAAAGAAGAAUUGAUGAGUCACAA